This is a messenger RNA of Sphaeroforma arctica JP610, 231 nucleotides long. RefSeq lists its product as hypothetical. Lineage: Eukaryota; Ichthyosporea; Ichthyophonida. The record is from RefSeq and is a predicted model, not a curated record. The transcript has a single exon. The coding region runs from base 1 to 231 and encodes 76 amino acids.
AUGAAGUACGUGGAUCCCAAACUGAAGGAUGCUGCUGGCUACCCUAAUUGCAUGUUAAAGAUGAACGCAAAACUGAAGGCGAAGGGUGUCUUCAAUGCAGAGGAUGACCGUGAACGAGAGAUUUCCUACUCCAUCAUAGUCCAGAGUAUUGAUGAUAUCUGCGUUGGCCCUACCCGUAACACCGAUGAUCUUGCAGUUGUCUUAGCGCAGACACGCUACCGCCAUGAAUAA